AUGCUGCAGUAUAUUCUGCUCGUCUCGCGGCAGGGCAAGGUGCGCCUGGCCAAAUGGUUCAUCACUCUAUCACAAAAGGACAAGGCCAAGAUUGUGAAAGAUGUCACACAGCUCGUCCUGGCGCGACGGACAAAGAUGUGCAAUUUCCUCGAAUACAAAGAUACAAAGGUGGUCUACAGGAGAUAUGCUUCCCUCUUCUUCGUCGCUGGAAUUGAAAACGACGACAAUGAGCUCAUGGCGCUGGAGGUGAUUCACCGCUACGUUGAGACACUCGACAAGUACUUUGGCAAUGUGUGCGAGCUCGACCUCAUCUUCAACUUUCAAAAGGCAUACUUUGUCCUAGAUGAACUCAUCAUGGCGGGCGAGCUACAGGAGAGCUCAAAGAAGAGUGUCUUGCGCGUUAUCGGGCAGCAAGACGCACAGGAAGACCUCGAAGCAGAGGAACAAGGACUCGGGCAGUUUCUUGCAGACAUGACGCGCUAA
Molecule: messenger RNA, 483 nt
Organism: Protomyces lactucae-debilis
Lineage: Eukaryota; Fungi; Ascomycota; Taphrinomycetes; Taphrinales; Protomycetaceae
Product: AP complex, mu/sigma subunit
Exons: 2
Coding region: 1-483 (160 amino acids)
Biological process (GO): protein transport; vesicle-mediated transport
Cellular component (GO): AP-1 adaptor complex; intracellular membrane-bounded organelle
Molecular function (GO): clathrin-cargo adaptor activity
Source: RefSeq, a predicted model, not a curated record